CUCUGUCACCUGCUCUCAGACACCCGGGGCGAGCGGCACCGGGAGGAAAGGGCAGCGGGGAGCCACGGCACGGACACCCCCACGCCGGGGUGCCGGGUGGGCUCUGCCUCCCACUCUCCUUCAGCGUUCGGGGCAUCGGGCUCACAGCCUGUGCAGGGAGGACAGGGAGCUUGACUGCUGGAGAAUGGCAGCAGGAUUUAACUAGGAAAGCACAGAAAACUGGGAGAGAACUCACGGGAGCUGAGUGAACUGCGAGAGACGAGAGCGGCUUCUCAGCACCGUUGCCUGGCCUGUGAAGCAACAUGAGUCACAAGGGAUCCCUCAGCAGCAACCCCAGCUCAUCAAAUGGCAGCAUGGGCAAAGCCGAGGGAGUCUCCAAGCUGAGUGCAAAGGACCUGUACGAACAAAGGAAAAAAUACUCCAACUCCAACGUCAUUAUGCACGAGACUUCCCAGUACCACGUCCAGCACUUGGCCACCUUCAUCAUGGACAAGAGUGAGUCCAUCACAACAGUGGAUGACGCAAUCCGGAAACUCAUCCUUCUCAACUCCAAAGAGAAGAUCUGGACACAGGAGAUGCUGCUGCAAGUGAAUGACAAGUCCAUCCGGCUGCUGGACUGUGAGACACAGGAGGAGCUGGAGGACUUCCCCCUGCCGACAGUGCAGCACUGCCAGACAGUGCUCAAUCAGAUGCGUUAUUCCUCCAUCCUUCUGCUCGUGUGUCAGGAUUCUGAGCAGCACAAACCUGACAUCCACUUCUUCAACUGUGAUGAGGUGGAGGCGGAGAUGGUUCAUGAGGACAUAGAAAGUGCCCUGGCAGACCACAAACAUGGGAAGAAGAUACGGCCACAGACACUCAAGGCAAACCAGGAAAAGAUCAAGCAGAGACAAUCCAUCCUCCCCCCUCCUCAAGGACCAGCUCCUAUCCCGAUCCAGCAUGACAUGCGAGGCUCAGCAAUGAACAGGAACAGGGUGGCACCUCCUUCCCAGCAUGAUCCAGACUAUGAACGACGAAGCUCUGGCUCUCACGACCAUGAGGAAUCCCGUGCCAUGUUAGCACAGAAGAUUGAAAAGGAAACGCAAAUCCUGAACUGCACCCUGGAUGACAUCGAAGUGUUCGUCGCCCGGCUCCAGAAGGCUGCAGAGGCAUUCCGACAGCUCAACCAAAGGAAAAAAGGGAAGAAGAACAAGAAGAAAGGGCCAGCAGAGGGAAUGCUGACCCUCCGAGCAAGACCCCCAAGUGAGGCUGAGUUCAUCGACUGCUUCCAGAAAACCAAAUUGGCUUUUAACCUCUUGGCCAAAUUAAGGAAGCACAUCCAGAACCCCAGCGCUUCGGAGUUAGUGCAUUUCCUAUUUGGGCCACUGGAACUGAUCGUCAAUAGCUGUGGUGGCCCUGAGCUGGCCCGGUCUGUCCUCAGCCCACUGCUUUCUAAAGAUGCCACCGAUUUCCUGAGAGGACACCUGACACCCAAAGAGAUAAACCUCUGGGAUUCCCUGGGGGAGACAUGGACCAGAUCCAGAGCUGAGUGGCCCCGAGACGCGAACAUCCCCACCUACAUCCCCAAAUUCCGCAACGGCUGGGAACCACCCACAGAAAUCUUCCGUGGAGCGCCCUGGGAAAUAGACAUUGGACACUUGCAAGAGGAGCUCUCCUCAGCCAAUGGAUAUCCUUACCGGAACUCCUCACUCAAGCGUGGCCAGACGGCUGAGCAGACACAGGCUGGGGAUGCCUUCAAACAGAAUGUCACUCCACACGGCAAUAGGAAUUUCGAGGCCCAGGGAGUGGCUGUGCCCAGGACAUUUGCCAAAAUCCGCUACGAUUUCACCGCGCGAAAUGCCAACGAGCUCUCGGUGCUGAAGGAUGAAAUCCUGGAGGUGUUGGAAGAUAAUAAGCAAUGGUGGAAGUUGCUCAACCGGAGUGGCCAGGCUGGUUACGUUCCAUACAAUAUCCUGGAUGUGGUGAAACUGGAAGAGCUCGAACAGUCUAACCAGAGGUACAAAGGAGACCUGAGCCCCAGGGGCUAUGGCCCAUCCAGUCCAACUCAUAAGCUGCCUGCCAGCUACGCUGGGGAUAAGUGGGGCAGUGAGAUGUUAUCACGCAACUCUCCACAGGACGCCAAAGAACAACUUAUUCACCAAAUGGAUGAGCUGAAUGACGAGCUGCUAAAGAAGAUCACAAACAAUAAAAUUCAGCCUCCCCACAGGAAUUUCAAAGUGGAAAAGCCUCAGCAAGUUUUUGUACCCCUCACCUUUGAAUCCAGCACUGAAGAAGUCAAAGCCUGGCUGGAGGCCAAGUCGUUCAGCAAAGAGACCGUGGAACACCUGGGCAUCCUCACCGGAGCUCAGCUCUUCUCCCUCAACAGAGAGGAGCUGAAGAAGGUGUGUGGUGAUGAGGGAAACAGAGUGUACAGCAAGAUCACGGUGGAGAAAAACCAGCUGGAGAAAAGCAGAGGAGAGUCAGAGCUCCAAGAAAUCAUGAAGCGCCGCCAGGAAAGGAUUGAUUCUGCUAAUUAAAGUCUCUCUGCUUUAUUUCAGCUCUUAGCCCUAAGUAGUGCAGAAAAAAAGGGAAUGAAAGCAAUGAUUCCCGGCCCAGGCCGGAGGCAGCAGAGCUCCCCUUGGGGUCCAGCUGCCAUCAGAGUGACAAUUCCUUGAACACUGUUGGGAAGGGUUGACAAUAAGACCAUGUCCCACUGGGAAAGGUGUUUUAAUUUUGCAUGAAGUAUUUUUUUUAUAACUAUAUAUUUUAUACUGAAAUUUUCCGUGCAUGCAAUCAGAGCAGGAUUCACACGGGGCUGGAUGUAGACAAGGGCUGGAUUCAAACAAAGACCCCCAGAGCUUUUCUCCGAGGGCUGUCCCUGCUCCAACCCCCUCGCUGGCAGAGCAGGUGUGGCAUGCAGCACAGGAGAGGCCAGCCUCAAGGCCUGGAGCCUGCCCCACGGGAAUGAGGCUUUGGAACCCUGCAGUGGUUUGGGUUUAAGGAAAGGACAUUAAAGCUCAUCCUGUUCCACCCCCCUGCUGUGGGCAGGGAUGCCUUCCACAAGCCCAGGUUGUUCCAA
Molecule: messenger RNA, 3055 nt
Organism: Pseudopodoces humilis (Tibetan ground-tit)
Lineage: Eukaryota; Metazoa; Chordata; Aves; Passeriformes; Paridae
Product: EPS8 signaling adaptor L2
Biological process (GO): regulation of Rho protein signal transduction; positive regulation of ruffle assembly; Rho protein signal transduction
Cellular component (GO): vesicle; plasma membrane; ruffle membrane
Molecular function (GO): actin binding
Source: RefSeq, a predicted model, not a curated record